AUCCAGAAAUGAAUAGCACUGAAUUUAACGAAGAUACCUUGCCUGAUCUACUUCCCUUGUAUUACAGACGAUUAUUUCCUCAUUUACAGUUCUAUAGAUGGCUUAGUUAUGGUAAUUCAGCAACUUUUUCCAAGAGAGAAAUUUCAUUCACACUCCUAGGCGACAUAUACCUCCGAUUUCAGUCUUUUGAUACUCAUGAAGACUUUGUCAAUGAACUCCAGAAGAAAUAUCCAGUCAAAAUGGAUAUUGGAGCAGUUUAUUAUACCAAACCCAAAGACAGAAGUCCUCUGACUCCCAUGAUGCCUUUGGAAAAGGAAAUUGUUUUCGAUAUUGAUAUGACUGACUAUGAUGAUAUCAGAAUUUGUUGCUCUGGUACAGAUGUAUGCACAAAAUGUUGGAAAUUCAUGACCAUUGCAUGCAAAAUUUUGGAUGCAGCUCUGAGGGAAGAUUUUGGGUAUGCACAUAUUCUCUGGGUAUUUUCUGGUAGAAGGGGUAUCCAUUGUUGGAUUGCUGAUGAAGCAGCUAGAAAGUUGGAAGAGGGAGUUAGAUCUGCCAUUGCUGAUUACUUGCAAGUCAUUAAAGGUGGCACUAGUCAAAUGAAGAAGGUGCAGCUACCUGGAGAAAAAAUACAUGCAUCUCUUGGGAGGGCCCUUUCAAUCGUUGACAAAUAUUUUGUUGACAUAGUUAAAGAACAAGACAUCUUGGGCACAGAAGAGAGACUGAACAAUUUUAUGCAAAUAAUAGAUCAAGAUUUGAGGCCGUCAUUCAAAUCUGUAAUGAAGAAAGCUGAAUCUUCCAUAGAGCGAUGGAAGAUAUUUGAAGAAACUUUCUUGGAUCUCUUAAGAAAGAAUCAAAUUCCGAAGAAUCUAAGGAAUCUCAGGGAAGAGAUCAAAUUACAGUACGCUUAUCCUAGACUGGAUAUACAUGUAACAAAGGGAUUGAACCAUUUGUUGAAAGCUCCAUUUUGCGUUCACCCGAAAAGUGGAAAAGUUUCAGUACCUUUCAAUCCUAAAUUGGUGGAUAAUUUCGAUCCAGGAAAUGUACCAACUCUCAGUUUGUUGAUAGAGGAAAUAAACGCUUAUGAUGAGAAGACGAAAGAACAGGAACAAUCGAUUAUGGAAACUGAAAGUACUGCC
Messenger RNA from Phaedon cochleariae (mustard beetle), 1136 nucleotides. Lineage: Eukaryota; Metazoa; Arthropoda; Insecta; Coleoptera; Chrysomelidae. The record is from the annotation of a GenBank genome assembly.